Molecule: messenger RNA, 1296 nt
Organism: Aureococcus anophagefferens
Lineage: Eukaryota; Pelagophyceae; Pelagomonadales; Pelagomonadaceae
Exons: 1
Cellular component (GO): cytoplasm
Molecular function (GO): saccharopine dehydrogenase activity
Source: RefSeq, a predicted model, not a curated record
GGCACCAUCGGCGUGCUCGCGGAGUGCUACGGCAUCUGGGAGCGCCGGUCGCCGCUGACGCCGAAGCACGUCGCGGGCCUCGUCCAGGGCGGCCACCGCGUGCUCGUGCAGCCCUCGCCGCGGCGCGUCUUCCGCGACGCGGAGUUCGCGGCCGCCGGCGCCGAGGUCACGGCGGACCUGAGCGACUGCGACGCCGUGCUGGGCGUCAAGCAGCCCGCGGUCUCGAGCGUGCUCCCGAAGACGACGUACGCGUUCUUCAGCCACACGAUCAAAGCCCAGGCGGAGAACAUGCCGCUCCUCGACGCGUUGGCCGCGCAGGAGUGCACGCUCGUGGACUACGAGUGCAUCGUGGGGCCGUCGGGCGAGCGGCUCGUGGCCUUCGGGGAGUACGCGGGCCUCGCGGGCGCGAUCGGCGCGCUGUCGGCGCUGGGCCAGCGGCUCCUCGUGGAGCACGGCGUGUCGUCCCCGCUGCUCGGCAUCGCGCCGGCGCGCUACUACGGGACCCUCGUCGACGCUCUAAAGGCCGUGGCCCGCGCCGGCGAGGCCCUGCGGCGGAACCCGUGCCGCGACCCCGUCGACGGGAAGCCGUUCGUCGUGUCCUUCGUCGGCGACGGCCGCGUGUCCGUCGGCGCGCAGCAGGUCUUCGACGCGCUCGGCGGCGGCGCGCGCCUCGUGGACGACGUGGGCGCGCUGGCGGCGCGGUUCGAGCGAGGGUUCGCGGACGACGCGCCGUCGUUCCUCGGCGUCGUCGUGCGGCGGGGCGACCGCGUCGCGCCGCGCGACGGCUCGCGCUUCGACGCCGCGGACUAUUUGGCGCGGCCCGAGCGCUACGCCGUGUCCUACGCGGACGACUGGCACGCGAAGACGUCGCUGUUGGUGAACUGCGCCUACUGGGACGAGCGGUACCCGCGCGCGCUGCCCCACGACCGGCUGCCCGAAUUCGCGCGGCUCCGCGGCGUCGCCGAUUUGGGGUGCGACGUGGGCGGGUCUGUCGAGUGCCUCGAGCGCACGACGACGCCGGACCUGCCGUGCUACUCCUACGACGCGGCGAAGCGGGCCGUCGCGUCGCCGGACACGGCGUCGGGCGGCGACUUCUUCGUGUUGGGCGUCGACAUUUUGCCCGCGGAGCUGCCGCGGGAGGCGUCGCAGCACUUCGGCGACGCGCUCAUCGGCCUCGUGCCCGCGCUCGCGGCCGAGCCGCCGUCGAUUCGCGCGUGGCCCGCGCCGCUCGCGGCCGCGACGAUCCUCGAGAAGGGCGCGCUGACGAAGCCCUACGCGUACGUCGACGAGCUCCGC